UACGUUAGUUUUGAUUGAAUAGAUAUUACAGUGUAGGCAAACAGUGUACUAAUAAUUUGCUUCUUAACUUUAAUUAGAUCGGAAUUCUUAAACAUUUAAACCUGAUUAAUAUAAAAUCAAGAGGUCAUGCCUGUUGGAAGAAAGCGGUGGAACCUUCAUGAUGGCCCGCAAGGAUCGUUGAGGAGGUUAAGGAACCAGCUAGCGGAGGAUGGAUGUGCAGAAUCGCAAGUGGUUUUAGCAAAGCAACUUUUAGAAGAAAAAUGUGAACUUGAAGCUGAUAAAAUCUCAAACUUCAAACAAGCACUAGAAUGGCUGAUCUGCGCGACGGAACAAGCGCAUCCGGAGGCUAGGAGAAUGUUGAGAAGGUGUAUACGUAGUGGGGUGAUAGACGAGGACAGUGCGGCGAUCGUCCGAGCUAAGUCAUGCCUUGCCGCCAGCCGCCAGGAGAUUGUAGCGCGGAAAGCGGCAAGGGAUUUAUUUGCUAGUUUAUCAAACGGUGAACAGUAUAUAACGACGGCGCAAUUGGAGCGUCGUAUUAGAGAAAUCUGCACCACCACCUUGCAUAAAGAGGAAGAGGAUAGUGAUACUCCUGAUGAAGAUGCAGAGGAAGGUAAUGCCUUGGAUGAGCAGGCGCUGGAACCUUCUCAGUAUGAAGCUGGAGAUCAGAUACACAUUAACGGAACAAUAAGGACCGCGCAAACUGAAGAUGAUUAUCACGAAGAAGUUGACCGUAGGCAUAUUCGUAACUUGACAGUUGACAAUUUAGUGUCAGCGGCUGUCGAUUACUGUCAAGGAGAGUUACCUCUAGUUAGCUAUGAAAUAACACUAACUGACCCUAACAUAAAAGCCCUAGAUCAUAUCCCUUUGUUCCAACAAGCAUUUUUACACCCAAUAGUUUUCCUACAAGUGUUAUAUCUUAAAUUACUCUAUUACUUCGGUUCUUUCUCAUUUAGGCUCUCAAAUAUCGAAUUAUCACUCCUUUUGGUAGCUUAUUUGUCAACUAAUACAGACAGUUUAUACCAUUUGCUACCUUUAUUAGUAUAUUAUGUUAGUUUUGUAGCGAUGGUUAUUUGUACAUUUAAAAUGUUGCUAGCUAAACGACAGUUUAUAGAUUUUAGGAAAUGGUCAGGUUUGUUUUUAAGGUAUAGUGACGGUAGUUUGCAAACCGAGGAAUCGGAGAAUUUAUUUGUGAGGAAUAAUUUGUACCCUUUUGUACAAUUCUUUAUAGCGUUGUUGAUAAAUUUGUUUCUAUAUCCGUUUAUUUCGACACAAUGGGUACCUUUUUCGGAGUUUUGUGUGUUAUCAUUUUGCUUGAUGUUUCUAACUUUGUUCUCUUUUGGAAGUAAUGGGAGUUUGUAUCCGGAUGUUUUGGCGUUAUUAUCCUUUGGUAUUAAUGUUUUGGCUAAAUAUCCUUAUGAAAAGGAUACUGUUGUCCAUCAAGGUUGGAGAUUUCUCGAUCUUCAUAUAUCGAAUUACCCAUCUUAUAUAUUAGGGAAUAGUAUUGAAUUUUGCUUGAAUUCUAGAGUGUUUUUUUCCUUAUUAAUUCCUGUAAUUUUGCUAUCGAUGGCUAAACGUAGUGAUUGGCAAGGUUUUUUUAAAUACACUCUACCACAUUGUGUGACGUUAAGUUGGUUGCAAAUGUUCAUAACUUGCUCUCACGGUUGUACUGCUUAUGGUUUGAUUAGGGGUACUUUAGCGUUGGUCUGUUCGUUCCUAUUUCUACCCUUGUUAGGUGUUAUUACGGUCACUUUGCCUGUAUUCGCGUUUCUGCAAUAUAUAACGCUUUCUAGACUGUUCUAUACAGUAUCGGUAUUGGUGGGUUUCGGUGUUAUUUUGUUGGUAACUUGUCUGUUGGCGAAGUCGGAAGCUACCAAGAAGUUUGUGACGCCGUUACAGUUAACUAUUGGUCUAAUGGCAUUACUAUAUUUGGGCAAUCAAAUAAUCGGCGACAUACAAGAUGACGGCUUUCCAUCAGGGCUUAUAGAAUUAAUAGGAGACGAUAAAUCCAGUAUAAAAAAUCUAUUAAAAGGUGAAUUUAUAACAGAUUACGAAGACAAUAAUUACCAAAUCACUUGGGAAGAUUAUUACAGUCAAUGUAAUGCGCCAUCUUGGACGGAAACCAAUAUGGCGGCCGCUCAAAUCAGAUGUUCCAUAUUAAAUGGUGCCCACGUAAAUUGGGAGGGUUAUAUCAGUGAAGUUAAGUUAAAAAGUGUUAAAAAUGUAUGGAGUGAUUUCGCUAGUUGGUUGCCGAGUUUCCUUCAAGAGUAUUUUAAAUGUUAUUACGGUGAAGAGUAUAGUAGUUUGUGCCAGAAUAGACCGGACUCUGUGGGUGGGUGCGAGUUUGUGAAAAGUGUUGCCAGGCAGAGCGGCAAGAUUUGCCAUUUGAAUAAUUUAAAUGAGUACAGUUAUGAAAUUAAAUUGACAAUGGAGGCUAGUGGGGGCUUGUUGAAGCGACAUGCGGAGAUUUCUAUCGAUUUCGAUCAUUAUUUUAGUAAUUACACACGUUUGUUACGAGCUGAUGAUAAAAUAAGCUUUAAAGGAAUUUUAAUUAAUGAUCAGAAUAUAUACGCAAUCGGUUCAAAAGAUAUUAAAAUACAAGGUUAUGAAAUAAAUUGUAUAGAAUGUAAAAAUAAUAGAGAUUCUAUAAGUGCUCCGAGACCGAUGGUGUCAAAAUUAACUAAAUUAUUUAAAACUAUAAUAAAUGAUUGUAUUGUUUCUACUAAAUAUAUAUUAAAUUUCUUAUUGAAUCCUGUGAUUGUUUUCAAAUAA
This is a messenger RNA of Papilio polytes (common Mormon), 2769 nucleotides long. It is a transcript of the gene wfs1, whose product is annotated as wolframin. Gene Ontology annotation, biological process: calcium ion homeostasis; endoplasmic reticulum unfolded protein response. Gene Ontology annotation, cellular component: endoplasmic reticulum membrane. The coding region runs from base 127 to 2769 and encodes 880 amino acids. The record is from RefSeq and is a predicted model, not a curated record. The transcript is spliced from 10 exons. Lineage: Eukaryota; Metazoa; Arthropoda; Insecta; Lepidoptera; Papilionidae.